GCGCGGACCCUCUGAUUUGAGCUCAUUUGCAGCAGCUGACUGACCUGCGGCGGUGUCGCCUUGUUAAUGACAAGAUGUCUGUGGACGAAGUGUUUGUGUUCCGGCCCUUCAAGCUCAUCGCUCUGCUGUGCGUCUUCCUGGCGCUGUGCCUGGACGUGGUGGCUCUGCUGAGUCCAGCCUGGGUCACUGCGGACCAUUUCUCCCUGUCCCUGUGGGAGUCCUGCUCCCAGUCCGAGGCACGGGACCCGACGGGGGAGGCUGAGUGGAGCUGCUUCUCCACCCUCACAUCUGACUGGCAGAUUGCCACCCUGGUGUUGCUCGGAGCCGGUGCCGUGGCAACCCUGGUGGCCUUCUUGGUGGCCCUCAUUUCCCUAUGCAGAGGGACACAGAGACGGCACUACCGCACCGUGGCUGUGUUCCUCUUCACUGCAGUGGUUCUUCAGGCCUGCGCUCUGAUCCUCUACCCAAUCAAAUUCAUUGACGGAACGGUUCUGCAGACAUAUCACGAGUUCAACUGGGGCUACGGGCUCGGCUGGGGAGCCACCAUCUUCAUGCUGGGUGGAGGGAUCCUCUUCUGCCUGCGGACGGACAUAUACGAGGAUGCAAUGUACUGAGUCCCACUGCAACUGCCGCCGCUGGAAAUACACACAUAAACACACACACACACUGACAGAUUCUCAUACAGGAGGUGUGCUACAUUUCUCCACUCUGCACACAGGCCAAUGUGCAUGUGAGCACAGACUGCAUCUCUUUCUUCCUCUCGCUGUCUUGCCCUCUCUGUUAUUUUUAGACAGGUUGUGAAGGCCUAAUUUAGGCCGGGGCUGUAUGAAUAGGACCCCUCACCCCCUCCUCCUUCCAGGCAGCCAGCGAGUCCCUCAGCCCUGCCGGUAUUGGGGUGAGGUGGCAAAGCUGAAGCACGGAGAGCUUUCUGGACAGGCACGAGCCGCUGAUGCUGGACGUUUCCACUGUGGUUUGACCUGGAUCUCUAUUGUUAGAGAAACAGAACAGUGGAUUCUCAGCACAGACCUGAGUGUGCAGUGGCUGAACAUUGAAAGGGAUUGAUUUACAGUACUCCCACAUUUCCUUUUUUUUUAUUAUUAUUUUUGUAGCAUUUCACGCGGAAAAGCUUGUUUUUAAUGUAUUUAUGGCAUCAUUUUCCACUUUAUUAAUAUUGAAAACCUGAACUUCUCCCUCCAUGUGUUCUAGCUGAAACAUAUCUAGUAACGCAAAGCCUUCUGGUAUUAGAAGUGUAAAUUAGUCAGCUUUGAUAUACGCUGGAGCUAUCGAGUGUUGAUAAUUUGUUUGGAAACUCACAGCAGUUUGUCUCAAAUGAAGAAUGUAAAUUUGUACAAAGUAUUUCUACAUGAAGGAAAAUCCAGAAUAAACAACUGUAGUUUUUGG
This is a messenger RNA of Scomber japonicus (chub mackerel), 1401 nucleotides long. RefSeq names its product transmembrane protein 47-like. Gene Ontology annotation, biological process: cell-cell adhesion. The transcript has 3 exons. Gene Ontology annotation, cellular component: cell-cell junction. Bases 75 to 614 code for a protein of 179 amino acids. The record is from RefSeq and is a predicted model, not a curated record. Lineage: Eukaryota; Metazoa; Chordata; Actinopteri; Scombriformes; Scombridae.